Staurois parvus is the source of this 270-nucleotide messenger RNA. The record is from the annotation of a GenBank genome assembly. Lineage: Eukaryota; Metazoa; Chordata; Amphibia; Anura; Ranidae.
UAUUUAAUUUAGAUUUUCUGUUUCUUUGCACCUUAUGCAGGCCAUAGAUGGGUCGAAAAUCGGCCGAUUUUUCGUCCGAAAAUAAAAUCGCCCGAUUUUCGGAUCGUUGGUGGGCUAUUUGUUCGACCGUUUUUCGGUAUUUUGGCAGCUUUUUUUAUCGGUAAAGUUGGAAAAAAAAUCGGCCGAUUUUGCCGAUCGGCCGAUUUUCGCGGCAAUGAUGGGCAAAUCGGCCGAUUUUUUACCGAUAAAAAAUCUGCGCAUGAGCAGUGA